Physella acuta is the source of this 797-nucleotide messenger RNA. RefSeq names its product peptidase inhibitor 16. The record is from RefSeq and is a predicted model, not a curated record. NCBI's taxonomy places the organism in Eukaryota, Metazoa, Mollusca, Gastropoda, Physidae.
AUGAAGAUUUAUCGCAAGAAGCUCGUCGUCCACUUCAUGUUGUCGGUGACCUCCUUGACCUUGGUCCAGUUACCGGCGUCAGAUGGCACUCUCUACUGGUCACGUGACGAUUUAUUUACACUGAGGGGCAACUACACCUGGGGCUCCAGCAUCAACAAGACACGCUUCACUGAGCAGGAGAAGAAUUUGAUCCUACAGAUCAGUAACGCCUACAGGAGUAUGGUGUUUCCUAGAGCUGUUGGGAUGAGGGAUUUUUCUCCCGGGCCUGGCUACAGCAUUGAGCAAGCGUUUUACAUGUUCCAUGAGGAGGGAUCUAAGUACGACAUCUAUACAGACAAGUGUACUCACUGGAAUACAUGUGGACACUAUCGUGUGCUGAUGAAUGAAAAGUCUUGUAGAAUGGGCUGUGCACUGAACUUUUGUAAGAGCUACUCACAUAGUGAAUACCCCACACCAUCCACUUUGUUGAUGUGUAGCUAUGAUGGACAGUACACCACUGACGUUAAACCCUACACUGUCGGACCUGCCGGCUCCAACUGUGAAAACAUGGGCUACAACUGGUCAAUCAAAAGGAACAACCUGUGUAUUAGCGCAACUGAACGAAAGUUUAAUUUAGGCUACGACGGCAACACUACUGUGCUAGGAUUUGAUUACAACGACGUCGUUAUGGUGGAGGAGAUGAACCUCGCCACACCAGCCUAGGCUACACCACCUGCUACAGCAACACCAGCAGUUUGACAUCUAUGAAGCGUCAGUGCGCAUGUCUGUCAGAGCAACAAAACCAUCUAAUCACUUGC